Molecule: messenger RNA, 2403 nt
Organism: Abrus precatorius (Indian licorice)
Lineage: Eukaryota; Viridiplantae; Streptophyta; Magnoliopsida; Fabales; Fabaceae
Product: arabinosyltransferase XEG113-like
Exons: 13
Coding region: 237-2138 (633 amino acids)
Biological process (GO): cell wall pectin biosynthetic process
Cellular component (GO): Golgi apparatus
Molecular function (GO): arabinosyltransferase activity
Source: RefSeq, a predicted model, not a curated record
CAGACAAGCACAUUGGUUGACCAUAACAACACAGCUGGGUGGCCCUUGAAAGAUUCUCCAAAUGCUAAUCUGAAUCAACCAAACCGUUUUCUUUCGCAAUCUCAAAGUCAAAUCUUCUUCUGAACAAAGCAAUGAUAUAGAUAUCAUUGAUGCGGCGUUAGUGGUAGCUACUUGUUCUUGUUGGCGAUUUGUGAAAGUGGAAAAAGAAAAGAGUGAGUGAAUAUUGACUCAUAAAAAUGGCGUUGGGAAGAAAAGGGUGUGAGGAAGUGGCGAAUUGGAAGCCUCUGUUCCUCACGAUUUACACUGUUGUCAUCAUUGGCAUCGUCGUUUCCUCAUUCUACGUCUUCUCUGCCAUAUACUCAUCUAAGCCUCCCUCUGUUCAAUCUUCUGCCUGGCUCUCUUCCCUUUCGAAUGAGGAUUCUCGUGUUAGGGAUCAAACGCUUAAUGUUUCUGGGUCAGCAAUGGUGAAUAGAGUGCCAGCUCCUACCCCAGGGCUGCAAAAUGAAUGGCCAAAGUCUAUAUGGGAUGCUCCACCAUCCAAUAAAAGGAUGCCAACUUUGAAGGAUUUUCGACUUACGAAAGCUUUGGUUGAGAAAAGGGUGAAAGAUAAUGUUGUGAUAGUUACCUUUGGUAACUAUGCAUUCAGGGAUUUUAUUCUGACAUGGACUAAAGGAUUGACAGAUCUGGGGCUUUCUAAUUUCCUUGUUGGUGCAUUGGAUACCAAGUUAUUGGAGGCGCUGUAUUGGAAAGGGGUGCCGGUUUUUGACAUGGGCAGCCAUUUUAGCUCUGUAGAUGUUGGUUGGGGGUCUCCAACAUUUCAUAAAAUGGGAAGAGAAAAAGUUGUUCUGAUAGACUCAAUACUGCCUUUCGGUUUCGAGCUGUUGAUGUGUGAUACUGACAUGGUUUGGUUAAAGAACCCACUUCCAUAUCUUGCUCGUUAUCCAGAAGCAGAUAUUUUAACUUCAAGCGAUCAAGUUAUACCAACUGUUGUUGAUGAUAGUUUGGAAAUUUGGCAAGAAGUUAGCGGCGCCUACAACAUAGGAAUUUUCCAUUGGAGACCUACUGAGUCUGCACUAAAAUUGGCAAAGCAAUGGAAAGAAAUGCUUUUAGCUGAUGACAAGAUAUGGGAUCAGAAUGGGUUUAAUGAUAUGAUUCACAGACAGUUGGGACCAUCUGUUGACGAUGACAGUGGACUUGUUUAUGCUUUUGAUGGAAAUUUGAAGAUGGGAAUUUUGCCUGCAAGUAUCUUCUGUAGUGGACAUACAUACUUUGUGCAGGCUAUGUACCAGCAACUAAGGUUGGAGCCAUAUGCAGUGCACACAACAUUCCAAUAUGGAGGCACUGAAGGAAAGCGCCACAGACUGCGAGAAGCCAUGCUCUUCCAUGAUCCACCAGAAUACUAUAAUCCUCCUGGUGGUUUCUUGUCAUUUAAGCCAUAUAUUCCAAAAAGCUUGUUGCUAAGUGGUGAGCAUAAUGUUGAAUCGCAUUUUGCUCUUGUUAAUUAUCAAAUUAAACAGAUUAGGACAGCACUUGCUAUUGCAUCCCUUUUGAACAGAACCCUGGUCAUGCCUCCACUAUGGUGCAGGAUUGAUAGGUUAUGGUAUCCCCAUCCUGGUAUAUUGGAGGGGUCUAUGACUAGACAACCUUUUCGCUGUCCUUUGGACCAUGUAUUUGAGAUUAAUGUCAUGUUGGAAAAACUCCCAGAAGAAGAGUUUGGCCCUGAAAUAGAUAUUAGAGAGUACUCAAUACUUGAUAAUCCCUCUCUGCCGUCAGAGGUGACACGAUCGUGGCUUGAUGUUCAGCUUUGUAAAGAUUGUGAUGCAUCAAAUGAUACCAUGGUUGGGAGAGUACUUAAAUUCCCAAAGCAUAGCAGUGAAGAAACGUUUACAAAAGUAUUCUCAUCAUUCAAGGAUGUAAAAGUCAUCAAGUUCUCUUCAGUGCAAGAUGCUUUCACAGGUUUCACUAACAAGGAAAAGCAAGAUAAAUUCAGAAAUCGCGUUAAGCGGUAUGUGGGCACAUGGUGCUGCGUGCCGGAUCACACUCCUGGGCACAUAUAUUAUGACAUGUACUGGGAUGAGAAACCAGGAUGGAAAGCAAUUCCUCCUCAAACUUCUAAGGAUGAUCAUCCACCUUGGUGAGACCAACUUAGAUUUAUAUUUGUUAUAACUCUACAAUGGAUGAGGGAAUAAGAGACAUGAAUCCAAAUGUGAUUUAGCUUUCAAGUGAUUGUCAAGACCGAGAUUGUAUACUUAAAGUGAUGAAUCUGUGUCCAUAUUGAGGAUGUAAGACAUUUAUAGGGAUUAGACAAUUGGUUCUUGUGUAACAAUUAAGAAAUUUUUUGUUUUGUAAAAUGUUACUAGUAUUGAAACCAAGGGAAAUUGAAAUCCACCAUUUCUUAGAAGA